AUGCAGUUCUUACUCCCUGUCACUCUUUCUCUUGCGGGAAUUGCAAUUGCAACUUCUUGUAACGCAGACAAUUGUGCCCGAGCCGUUACUGGUACCGCCAAAGGAGCAGCUCAAGUCGCGAGUGCAAAGGCAGAUUGUGCUGCUUUCCUGGCAACCACCGUCACGCCUUCAGCUACCACCGUCUUCAUUACCACGACAAUCACUCCAGCUCCAACUGUUAUUGCGAAGCGCGCUGCUACCGUUCCAGUUUACGCCAGUGCCUGUUCGGGAACCGUCAGAUAUUCCAGCGCCUGUUCCUGCUUUGGUGUUGUACCAAGCACUUUCACAGCACCUACACCUACCGUGACCAGCAUCGUAACCGCCACCGCAACCCCACCAACCUGCCCAGGCUCGACCUGUGACGCGGGCAUCGAGAAUUGCCAAAACAACGAGAACUGUUACUGUUUCACGGGCGCUUCCACUUCUGGCUUCUGUGGUGCCAAUGCUAUUUGCGCCUCUCUCAAGCCGUGUGCGACCGACGUGGAGUGUGGAGGUAGCAGCAUCUGUGCGAUCGGUUCGUGCUGCGUUACCGACGAGAGCGUGCUGCCGGGUGUAUGUCUGACUGCGACUUGUGACAAUCCGUCGGCGAAGUUGAGAUUUGCUGCGAGGGCUCGGAGAGCUGUGGGAGGGACGGCCGCUUACAGAUGA
This is a messenger RNA of Glarea lozoyensis ATCC 20868, 687 nucleotides long. RefSeq lists its product as uncharacterized. NCBI's taxonomy places the organism in Eukaryota, Fungi, Ascomycota, Leotiomycetes, Helotiales, Helotiaceae. The transcript is spliced from 2 exons. Bases 1 to 687 code for a protein of 228 amino acids. The record is from RefSeq and is a predicted model, not a curated record.